ACCACACUUGCUGAGCUGUGACACUCUCUCUCCGACAGCAGUUCGCGGUUCGAGCGGCAGAGGAUGAAGCGUGCAGCAUGGAUGCAGUCGUGAAACAGGGAGUCCUUCACACCCAGCAGCAGCAGAAGUUUGGCAAGAAAUGGAAGAAGGUGUGGGUGCUGCUGUACGGAGAGACCACCUGUUCUGUCGCCCGCCUGGAGUACUUUGAGUUCAAGGAGGGGGUGAGCCUGAGCGAGAGGCAAAGCACCAGGAAAGCAGAGAACAAGAAGGUGAUCAAGCUGAGCGACUGUAUCCGUAUCACGGAGUCCCCGGGCGACUCUUGCCCCUCCGACUGCCGAGCCUUCCACGUGGAAACCAUCGAGAAACUCUUUGUGUUUGCCGCAGAAUCAUCAGAGUACGAUGACUGGAAUCAGACACUGUGUGAAAUGGCCUUUCCGAUGUUCUGGGGUGAUCGGCCGGGGCCGAAUAAGGCUGACGGUUUCCAGCGGUCAAAGAAGGUGAAGAAGAAUAUCAUGGUGCCAAUGGAGGAGAACUCGCUGUACAGCACCCGCAAGGCCGUGAAGGAGUUCCGGGUGACCGUGAGGACGACAGAAGCAGCGGAUAGGUGUGGCCUCCAGGGACCAUUCUUGCUCGCUGUGGAGGAGGACAGCCUCCAGCUGAAGGAGCUGGAGCGUGGAAAGGUGCUCUACACCUGGCCCUACAGGUUCCUCAGGCGCUUUGGACGGGACAAGGUGACAUUUUCCUUCGAGGCUGGCCGGCGCUGCAUGUCCGGGGAGGGCAGCUUCGAGUUUGACACCAACCACGCCAAUGGCAUCUUCCAGAUCAUCGAAUCGGCCAUUAAGGUUGUCCGGCAGGGUGUCAGGGAGGAGAAGCGGUCAUCCAGCGAUGGGGACAACGAGCCUCUGGUGACCUCCAGGCCCGGCUCAGCCCAGGAGGCCGAGGAAGAAGGGGAGGUGGGAGAGACUGAGGGCCAACAGCCAGCCAAGGCCAAGGGCGAGAUGGCCAAUGCGACUCUCCCGGCCCUGAGAUGCCUCUCGCUGGAGGUGGCCCCUGAGCCCAGCGUCCGGUCAGCUUCUACCUUGCCCUGGAAGGUCAACCCAGGGUCCAAGGGCCAUGGAGGUCAAGCCAGGGGCAUCCAGCCUGACCUACAGUCCACCUACUCUGAGGUGUUGGAUGUUAUUCCCAGGCCAAUGGCCCGGGGCAAGGCCAGGAAGUCUCGGGACGAGGUGGCAGCAGCGGGCCAGGAAUCUGAAUACGCCGUUCCCUUCGACUCAAUCGCCCAGACUCUGCGCCUCGCAUCCCUCCUCUGUCCGCCGGUCAAGGCUCCGGACGGUGGUGGCGAGACCACGGGAUUCUCCACCUUCCUGCCCCAGGCGAGUGAAUACCCGCUGUACGACACCAUCGACGAGCGCGGUUUCGGGCGGCAGGAGAAGGUGGCGUCGGCUUGCCCGUGCCCGGCCACGGUCCGCCCCAGGGACCACAUCUACGACGAGCCCGAGGGCUCGGACGCCCCCUCGCUCUACGACUACCCGGAGGAGAUGAGGGGCCACGCCUGGAGGCUGCAGGGCCAGGAGUGCGACCCCCGCGGACACGAGUACCCGUACAACCCGCACACCGACGACUACGCCGUGCCCGCCACCGCCAAGCAGGGGGCUAGCAGGGGGAGGUCGGCCGAAGGGUCGCGCCCUGAGGCCGACAACGACAGCCACUCCGAGACGGAGUACGAUAACAUCUUGGUCAAGAUGUAGAUGCCAGGACCAUGACCCCAGGCCUGGCACGGCCAAUGUAAACACACCUGCAAGUCUGGUGGACUUCCCAGAUCUUGCUGCCUGGACCCUGGACAGUGACGUCGGGGGGCGUUUCUCCAACUGCGGAGACA
Messenger RNA from Amblyraja radiata (thorny skate), 1879 nucleotides. RefSeq names its product docking protein 2. The transcript has 5 exons. Gene Ontology annotation, cellular component: cytoplasm. Gene Ontology annotation, biological process: Ras protein signal transduction; positive regulation of MAPK cascade; cell surface receptor protein tyrosine kinase signaling pathway. The record is from RefSeq and is a predicted model, not a curated record. Lineage: Eukaryota; Metazoa; Chordata; Chondrichthyes; Rajiformes; Rajidae. The coding region runs from base 78 to 1748 and encodes 556 amino acids.